Messenger RNA from Saccostrea echinata, 5206 nucleotides. RefSeq lists its product as uncharacterized. Gene Ontology annotation, cellular component: nucleus; cytoplasm; spindle pole centrosome. Lineage: Eukaryota; Metazoa; Mollusca; Bivalvia; Ostreida; Ostreidae. The coding region runs from base 55 to 3900 and encodes 1281 amino acids. The record is from RefSeq and is a predicted model, not a curated record. Gene Ontology annotation, biological process: regulation of mitotic cell cycle; mitotic spindle organization; kinetochore assembly. Gene Ontology annotation, molecular function: microtubule binding. The transcript has 19 exons.
UCCAACCAAUAAUUUUUCAAACUACACUGGUGUGCGCCAAAUUCAAAGGACAGGAUGGAAAAGACGGGUAAAUCGUCGGAAUUUACAGCGGCAUACAAAUUAAAAUCUGGAUCAGUUCUUCAGAAAAGAGAUGCCCGUCUUAGCCGACGUUCCAUCGAAUGGAAGAAUCUGAGGGGAGAAGAAGUCAGUAAAAGACGAAACCUAAAAAACUUGUCCCCACUACAAGAGGCAAAAGAGAACAAUUCCCAACGUUCUACAUACAAAGACAAAACUCCAACCAAACCCAGUAAAGUUGACAAGGUUACCAAGCAAAAUGAAAUGAAAGAAAAACUGAAGAAAUGGAGAGAGGAAAAAGCAUUGAAGAAGAAAAUGGAAGCACAUGAAAAAGCAAAGAAAAGACCAUUCAUCAUAAAGCACAUGGAGUACACUGAUAAUUUAGAAGUUUCUAAAGUUAAGAAGGGUGUUGCAGAAUGUAGCAAGACUAAAUCAAGUACAAUGCCUCUCCAACCUAAAUCAUUUAAUAAAGAAACUAAGAUGAACAAAUUUGAAGUUGUUCAAAAGAAACAUGGUAAUUCAUCAGUAACAAAACCAGAUUCAUCAAUAAAGAAGGGAUCAAAUAAACCAGUGACUGAAAGAGUAACAAGGACAACCAAUCAGAGAGCAGCUAAAAUAUCACAGCCUGCACAGAGCAGUGUUAAGAAAAGUAAAGAUAAGAAAGCCUCUGUCAAGAAGAGUGCUCAAGGAGGAGUCAACAAAGCAACAGUUGACCUGGCAAAGGUGUCUACAGCUAGAGGAAUGUCAUUUGCUCCGGAGGAGUUUACUUUCACGGCUCCCAACAACUUGGCUUCUUUUGUCUUCAAGCCUCUCAGCCCCACAAGUUCAGAAAACUUUCUGUAUUCCAAUAAUCCUGAUGAGACAGCUGUAUUUUCUGCUACGGAUCCAGGAAGAUGUUCAACACCAAAGAAAACACGAGCAGCAAGUGUGGCACUUUCUGAUGAAGAGAAGACAGAAAACAAAAGCAGACUGGGAGAGAAACAUCAACAAAGCUUGAAGGAUGAUCCUGUUGUAGAUACCUCCUCUGAUUCAUCCAGAAACAGAAGACAAACACGUUCUCAAACAAAAUCUUUUUCACAGAGUAAUGAAUCUUCGAUAUCCAUGAAAAAGUCAUCUGCAGUUGAGACAAAACAUAAUGCAAGAAAGUCAAUUGCCCAAGAGGUUGAAACUCCAUCUAAGUCCAGAAAAUCUGUCGGAAAAACUCCUUCUCGCUCAAGAAAGUCUGUAAGUAAUGCACUGAGUGCUGGUCCUAAGUCAGAAUCAAGGAAGAGGUCUUCAAGCAGAGAGCUUACCUCACGGUCUCGGUCUAGAAAAAGAUCCCAUAGUCAAGACGAAACAAGUACAACAAAAAGGAGAAAGUCACGAAGGUCUGUCAGUGUUAAACCUAGUGGAAAUGUAAAGGUGGAUGUGAUUAAUUCACCAGAGCAGCAGCAGAAAGAAACAGGUGAUAAAACAGAUCAGGUUAUGGAAGACAUAGAAAUUGCCAAAGACAAUCUGGUGGAAUUGGCAGAAGCUGGUGAUCAACAGGAUAAUGAUGAAGUGGGUUCCACAAGGUCUGUUAAACUCACGAAUCAUAGUCUGACAGUUGAGGUGACAGAGGAUAUCAACAAUAGUUUGAGUGAGUCCAAGCCAUCCUCAGUGCCAAAAAGAAAAUCAAGACGAUCUAUUAAAACACCAAAUGUACUCUCUGAAGAUGUCAAAGAGAUUCCAAGUAAGGAUAUUGAUAAGGAAAUGGUUGAGAAAAAACUAUCAGUGGAAGCAAUGAGAAAAUCUAAAGUUUCAUCAAACCUAGAACAUGGAAUUUCGGAUAAUACAAAAGAACUGGCCUCUGAAUUGGAAGAGAGCAAUGAGGUGUUUGCUGAUGAAAAUUCAUCUCCAGCACCAAAGAAAAAGUCCAGACGAUCCAUCAGAAUGAGACCAGAUUUUGCUGAAAUCCCAGAAGACUUGGCAGCUGUGGAUAAAGAAAACUCUAAACCAAAGCAGGUCACUCGCCGCUCUGUGGCUGUGGUGGAUGGCUUCAAGCUCCCGUCAGAGUCAAUGUCUGCAAAACGUACCAAGCCAAAGCAGAGAAGGCAUACCCUCCAUGUGCAUAGGAGUCCUGAGGAAUGGGUGGAGAUUCUGAAGAGCAGUCCAAUGGUAGAAAUGACUAGAAAGACUCCUAAACAAAAGUCUCCAGUGUCAAGAAUUCCAUCAUUAGACUUGGAGCUUGACCUUGAUGACCUUGACUUGCCACCAAAAGAGGAAGUCAAAAGUGACCUAGAUAUUUCUAAGGUAAUCAUGGCAAACCUGAAUUCCUCUUUAUUGACUGAUGAAGAUGUUGCAGCUGUUGAAGAGACCUUAGAAUCAAGUGCCAAAGAACUGAAUCAUAAUGAGACAUCACUGGAGCAGAAGGGGGUAGUCUCAAUGGACACUGAUGGAAUGGCUGCAGACAAAACUACUCCAGGAAAAUUGUUGGGAGAUCAAGGACAUGAUGUAAAAUAUUUCAGAAACCUUUUGUCAUCGGAAACCAACAGGCUUAAUGACAUGUGUGAGAAAUGGGAAGCAACCAACUCACCAGAUCUCUCAGAAGAGGUACAAGGACAGAUCCGUACAGUGAUAGGGCAAGCCCAACUGUUGAUAGCUCAAAGAUUCAAACAGUUCACAGGCUUAGUUGACAACUGUGAAUUUAAAACCGGUGAGAAGGAGACUACUUGUACUGACCUUCAGGGUUUCUGGGAUAUGAUUUACUUUCAGGUAGAAGAUGUAGACAAGAAAUUUGAAGAUUUACAACAACAGAAGGAAUCAGGAUGGGUGAAGAAAUCCCCAGAACUAGUCACAAAAGUGGUUAAAAAGAAAGUUGUCAACAAACCAGUGAUGAAGAAGCCUGUCAAAUCUAAGUUUGCUGCCUUUAAAGCUAGCCUUAAAGCCUCUACUGCUCCUGCUCAAACCAUUGAACAUGACUGGGGUCUUUUCAAAGUGACUAGUCCUAUCAGGAAACCCACCUACCACUGUGAAGUUGAGUCACCCAAGCCAAAGGUAAUUGAGUCACCCAUGCCCUUACAGCCAAGAUCAGAAGAGAAAACUGAACCAGUGGAGGACAAUACAUCACAGCCAACAGUGGUUCAGGAUAAGCCUCCAGCUAUCAUGGUGGAGGAUGUAGCUGUAAUUAGAACCCCCAAAAGACAGAGUUAUGUCCCUGUUAUACCCAGUCCUCUUCUGCAGGAUUCUACCCCACAGCCUCGCUUCACACGGAGCCUUCUGAAAGCCACUCCCUCUGGAAACCAAACAGAAGAAAAAACAACAGAGACACCAAGACCAAGAAGACAAUCACUUAGGAGAUCCAUCAACAUGAAGAGGAAAUCUGUGUCCUUUGUUGAAGAGCCAGUGAAGCCAGAGUCUCCCGCUGAUGAAAGCUUCUCUAAGUACCUACAGCCCUCCCAACCCAUCCCAGAAGAGACUGAGAGUCCUGUCAGUGUGAUGGACAGCUAUUUCAGUGUGGAGGAAACCGAUACAUCUCGUCUCAGCUCAGGUGGGAAAGCUCUGAAGACAACUUUGAAACAGACGAGGAGAAGGUCUGCCAGAAGAAGUGUGUCAUUUUGUAGUCCACUACCAGAGAAAGACAAAUCUAGUCUCCGACACCCUCCCACUCCUCACAGAUCACUAGUUGAUGACUCAGAGUCAGACUCGGACAGUCAGAGUGACACAGGAUCAAAGUUCUCCAAUCUUAAUGUGGCCUUCACUCCAGUAACAAGAUCUACAAGAUCGAGACCAAGCUUACUCUACACUCCCCCAGAUCUGAACGAGACCCCGUCAAAAGGAACGUCAGCAGAAGUUGCCGUAGGUACACUGAUUUCCUUCUCACCAUGACAGAGUUGGUGAACACAAAGAGCUGAAUGGAUGAUGACAUGUAGAUGGCGGUAGUGCUUGCAGACAUUUUCUGUUUUUUCUCCUCUACUUCAUUAUCCUCACUUUUUAUAGGACUGCGUGAAUGAUCAAGUAUGACUUCUUUUUUUUUUUGUAAUAUGUAUGCAUGAAAGGUUUAUUUUGAUGUAAGAUGAGAGGAUAAUUGUAUUUUUUUGUUUUUAGUUAUUAAACCCUUUUUUAUGUUUAAAUAUGUACAAGAAAACAUUUUUAUUUCAUUGCUUGUAUCUUUAAGUCAUUUGUUUAUGUACUAUAGGAUAUGUACUACAAAAGAAAGUCAAUCACAUGUACAUGUAUGUAGGUCAAAAGAGAAUUUAAAAAAAUUGUAAAAUCCUGAACAUUUAAUACAGGAAAUAUUAUUAGUUUUGUUGCCCCUUUUUUGCUGUACUGAUUAUAGAAGAGAGGUGUGGAAGUAAGGGGGUUUCUUCUCCUUUUUCUGAAAUGUGUAGGAUACAUGUACAUCUUUGUAUAAUUCUGUAUUUUUUUUUUUUAUUGGUUUUGUCAGAUUUGCCUUUAUUACUAAAAAUAUAAUUAUAAUACUACUUAACAAAUUGUUUGUUUCUAAUUUGAAUUAAGACUAAAUCAAAGUUUUAAAAAAAACUGUCAACUAAUUUUUAUUUUUGAUUGUGUUGAAAUAGUAUCCAAAAUUUGGAUUAUCCUUUUUAGCUAAAAUGCCACUCCUCCUUUUUGCCUGAUUGAAAAAAUUGUACAAAAGUAGACUACUUCAAAACUUUUAAUCUCUGUUUUUGAUUUUUAAACUAUAUUGGUAAUUUAUUUUCAAUAUACAUGUACAUGUAAUUGUAGAGUUAAAACACACUUGGGAAAAAAUUAAACACAUGUGAUAUAGAAAAAAGAAGUAUUAGAAUUAGAUAAAUAUGGUUAUUUUCUUGUCCUAUUGUAUUAAAAACUUUGAAAAAUUACAUUAAUUGAGCAAAAAUAGCAUUUUGUUUAAUAUCACUGAAAUUGAAAUGCUUGAAUCAUACACCUGAUUUUUGAAUUUUUUUUUUCUAAAGGGGGAAGGGGGUGUCAUUUGGGAAAAAGUGAAUAUCAUUUGAAUAUAACAUUGAAAAUACAAAGCUGACUUGUUUGAUAUGUAAGAGCCUAGUAUGUUCAUUUAAUUGUAUCCAAUCAACAUAUUUUGUGAUUGAAAUCUGAAUCCUUUGUUAUAUAUAUAUCUGAUUAUGUCAUCUAUAAUGUUUGCUGUUAUAUGUAAGAUCCACUUAUGACAGAUAAUAAAAAUAAUUUUGACAUC